UAUUAAAAACCCGAAAACGCCAAAUAGAAGAGAAAAAUUAAAACUCCUAACUCCCCUGAAAAGUCUUUCAGAUUAUCACAAUUGGUCCCCAAUAUACCCCCUAAAUAACUAUUCUUGCCAUUCAACUUUCUCUCUCCUUUCAACAGAUCGUCCCUCUGAUCCUCUCUCUCUACAUUUUUAGCUUCAAGCUUUCUCAACAAUGCCGGUUUUGUGAAGCUGUCUCACUAGUUCUCUAUCUACCUUUUUCCCUUGCAAAGAAUUUAUUUCCAAAUACUUGUAAUAUUUCUAUUUAAGUUUUGGUAUUUUUGGUGCUUGGAAAAAUAUGAAAUGCAGCUUCAUUUUGAGCUAAGUUCUUGUUGGAAAUGGCGGAGUAGUGAACCCGAGCUUCCGAUCUGUGGUUCUAGCUUUUGAUUUUAAGAAGACAGAAGGCUACUUUUACGAGGCUUUUCAGUUUCUAGUUUUGCAGAAAGAAGAAGAAAAAGCUAGGGUUUUUAAGAGGGGGAAUUUGUGGUUUUCCACGUUAAUGAUGGAUUUGAGGGUUUAGGAUUUUAUUUUUUUGAAAAUGAAUAGAAGUUUUAGGGCAGAAGAGUCAGCGUUGAGGCAGAGACAACAACAACAAAUGGGGAGUCUGAGGAGCUCGGGAAUGAAGGAGAAGGACGAGGAGCUAACAUUGUUUCUGGAAAUGCGAAGAAGGGAAAAGGAAAGAAAUGAUCUUCUUCUUCUUCAGAACUCUGAUGAAUUUGAUGCUCCCCUUGGUGCAACAAGAGGUAGUUCUCCUAUUUUUGACAUUGCAUCAGCAACUCCGGUGCGGAAGACUGGUGCUGAUGAUUUCCUCAAUGCUGACAAUGAUAAAAAUGACUAUGACUGGCUAUUAACACCUCCUGGUACUCCUCUUUUUCCUUCACUUGAGAUGGAGUCGCAGAAGACGGUAAUGAGUCAACUUGGAACUCCUAAAGCUCGUCCUACUGCAUUGAAAUCUAGAUUGGCAAAUCCCCAAGCCGAGCCAACGUCAAGAAGCAACUUAUCGUCUAGACAGCCAGUUUCCUCUCCUGUAUUAAAUAAUUCAAGUUCAGGCCUCCGGAGACCAUCAUCUUCAGGUGGAUCAAGACCUUCAACUCCCACUGGACGACCGACUUUAAGCACAACAUCUAAAUCCACUUUGACCUCAGGGUCUAGACCCUCAUCUACUGCAGCAUCCAGACCGACAUCUAUUACAACCUCUAAAACAAUGUCAACCACAACAGCAUCUAGACAAUCAAGGUCUGCAACACCUACUUCUCGUGCCACUUUGACUUCUGCUAAAGCCACAGCACCUCCAAGAUCUUCAACGCCUACUGCAAGGUCUAGUGCAAGGUCCUCAACGCCAACUACCAGGGCGUCUAUUCCUGGAUCAAAGUCCGCAUCAAGGACAGCAACUCCAACACGUCGGCCACCUUCAAUGACUAGUACAACUAAUACAAAUGCUCCACUGGUUAGAUCUUCAUCUGCCUCUUCAGCUAAGUCAGCUACAGCUACAGGUUCAGCCAGAAAUCCUUCAGCCUCACGUCCUAGUUCUCCCACUAUAAAGCCCAGACCAUGGAAGCCUUCAGAUAUGCCAGGAUUCUCCCUUGAUGCGCCACCCAAUUUAAGGACAUCAUUAUCUGACAGACCAAUUUCUGCUACAAGGGGUAGACCUGGAGCUCCAAGUGUUAGAUCUUCAUCUAUUGAGCCAGCUUCAAAUGGAAGGAUUAGACGACAAUCAUGCUCUCCAGCAAGAGGACGUCCUCCUAAUGGUGUUACGCAUAGCAGUGGAAGCUCUGUACCUAUCCCAGCUAUGAGUCGAUUGCAUGCUAAAGCUAAUGACAAUGUAAGCCCUGUUAUGGUUGGAAGUAAGAUGGUUGAAAGGGUAGUAAAUAUGCGGAAGCUGGCUCCUCCAAAGCAGGAUGAUAAACAGUCUCCACGGAGUAACUUAUCUACAAAGUCUUCAUCACCUGACAGCUCAGGCUUUGGAAGAACAUUUUCAAAGAAAUCCCUGGAUAUGGCUAUUAGGCAUAUGGAUAUAAGGCGAAGCAUCCCAGGUAAUCUACGCCCUAUGAUGACUAAUAUUCCAGCAUCCUCUAUGUACAGUGUGAGAUCAGGGCCUAAUAGAAGCAGGACAGUAAGUGUAUCUGAUUCUCCACUUGCUACGAGCAGUAAUGCCAGUUCUGAAGUGAGUUUUAAUAACAAUGCCCCGUGCGUGGAUGGGAUUGAAGCUGAUGAUGAUAUUAACAGCGAUAAAGGUGCUCGAUCUCCUCCCAGUUUGCACGGAAGGUGAUGAUUCUCCUUUCCUGCUGCAGGAUUUAAUUUCUAAUUUUAGGAGCAGUGAAGUAUGAGAAUUUUAGCACCUGAAUACCAUUGUUUAUCAGGAGAAACCAAUAGAUUUAGUUCACUUGAAUAUGUAAAGAUAUAUAAGCACUGGUUAGGUACUAGUUGAAGCCAUGUAUCAUGAGUUAUGUGCUGAAACCAAUUUUCCGUGUUAUUAUUCAUGAGAAAUGUGAUCUAGUUUCUUGUGCCAUUUGCACGAGACGUAUAUACAAGA
Nicotiana attenuata is the source of this 2557-nucleotide messenger RNA. RefSeq lists its product as uncharacterized. The record is from RefSeq and is a predicted model, not a curated record. Lineage: Eukaryota; Viridiplantae; Streptophyta; Magnoliopsida; Solanales; Solanaceae. The coding region runs from base 563 to 2293 and encodes 576 amino acids. Gene Ontology annotation, cellular component: cortical microtubule. The transcript is spliced from 5 exons. Gene Ontology annotation, biological process: cortical microtubule organization.